Musa acuminata subsp. malaccensis (wild Malaysian banana) is the source of this 1768-nucleotide messenger RNA. RefSeq names its product cytochrome P450 71A1. Gene Ontology annotation, molecular function: iron ion binding; oxidoreductase activity, acting on paired donors, with incorporation or reduction of molecular oxygen; monooxygenase activity. The record is from RefSeq and is a predicted model, not a curated record. NCBI's taxonomy places the organism in Eukaryota, Viridiplantae, Streptophyta, Magnoliopsida, Zingiberales, Musaceae.
UGAACGCCGCCGCGCUCCUGCGGUCCACUCGAUGCGUCGAGCUGCCAGAAGCGGCACAACACAAUUACGUUACCCUCUCACCACCACAAGCACCGCAGACAACCGACUACGCCAAGCGGCACUCCGCGAUCCAUGCUCGCCAGCUGAAGGAUGUCGUUCCACCACUUGCUCGUCUCACACCUCGACGCCCUCCCUCUCUCCCUCGUCGCCCUCGUCGCCCUCUCCUCCAUCUUUCUCUUGUUCCGGGCACGACCCAAGAAGCCCAGCCAUGUCCCCUCCCCAUGGCGGCUUCCUCUCAUCGGCAACCUCCACCAACUCGGCUCCCUCCCUCACCGCUCCCUGAGGUCGCUGUCUCAGAAACAUGGCCCCGUGAUGCUCCUCUGGUUCGGCCGAGUCCCUACCGUCGUGGUCUCCUCCGCUGCGGCCGCGCAGGAGGUGAUGAAGACCCACGACCUGGCCUUCGCCAGCCGCCCCGACUCGAGCUUGAGCGACAGGCUCUUCUACGGUUCCCAGGACGUCGGCUUCUGCAAGUACGGCGAGUUAUGGCGGCAGGUGAGACGCGUAUGCGUCCUCCACCUUCUCAGCCUCAGGCGGGUACACUCAUUUCGCCCGAUUCGAGAAGAGGAGGUGGCCCUUCUCGUGGGAAGAAUUCGUGCCGCCUCCAGCCGGGUGAACAUUAGCGAGAUGAUCGUCUCCCUCACCAGUGACAUAAUCAGCAGAGUUGCGUUCGGGAGGAAGCACGUCGAGGAGGAGGGUGGCGGAAGCGGAGUCCGUGCCUUGUUCUCGGAGUUAACCACGGUACUGGGGUCGUUCCCGCUGCGGGAUUUCGUGCCAUUAUUGGGUUGGAUCGACCGGUUGAACGGGUUGGACGCCAGGGUGAGGAAGACGGCAAUCAAAUUCGACGCCUUCAUCGAGACGAUCUUAGAGGAGCACGAGCGUAAGACGCACACCAACCAUGCUCGCGACGACAGCAGCACUAUGGAUUUCUCGGACAUCUUGCUCGCCUCGGAGGCUGUCGACGGUAUUGCACUCAGCAGAGACUGCAUCAAGGCCAUCAUUUUGGAUAUGAUUACUGGAGGGAUCGACACGACGUACACGACAAUCGAAUGGGCGAUGGCAGAGCUCGUCAAGCACCCAAGAAAGAUGGAGAGGGCACAAGAGGAGAUCAGAAAGAUUGUUGGAUCGGGAGGGGAACUGAGAGAGGAGAUGGUGGAAGGGAUGGAGUACUUGAGGGCAGCAAUCAAGGAGACGCUUCGAUUGCACCCUGCUCUUCCUCUGCUGGUGCCACGAGAGUCCAUGGAAGACGCCCGACUGCAGGGCUACCUCAUUCCCAAAUGCACGAGGGUGGUGAUCAACGCCUGGGCAAUCGGAAGGGAUCCAGUUUCGUGGGAGAAGCCGGAGGAGUUCUGGCCCGAGAGAUUCGUGGGCAACAGCAUCGAUUUCAAGGGGCAGGACUUCCAGUUGAUACCGUUCGGGGCAGGCCGGAGAGGUUGUCCCGGGGUCGCUUUCGCCAUGGCCACCACCGAGCUUGCGCUCGCGAACUUGUUGUACCAUUUCGACUGGCAGCUGCCGGACGGGAUGGCUGGGGAGGAGAUGGACAUGAGCGAAGCGUCCGGGAUUGCGGUGCACAAGAAAUCGAGCUUGAUCCUGGUGGCGAAGCCUCCAAACUUGUAGGUCUUCGUCCCCGGUCAAACUAUCUGUCAUAGGAUGGAUUCCGCAACUUGUUGCUGCUAUAAUAAAAUUCAUGCCUCGCGAAUUUUAAUUCAAA